This is a messenger RNA of Carassius auratus (goldfish), 1484 nucleotides long. RefSeq lists its product as uncharacterized. The record is from RefSeq and is a predicted model, not a curated record. The coding region runs from base 150 to 1076 and encodes 308 amino acids. The transcript has 5 exons. Lineage: Eukaryota; Metazoa; Chordata; Actinopteri; Cypriniformes; Cyprinidae.
CUCUCUCUCUCUCUCUCUCUCUCUGUCCCUGAGCGAACAGCCUGCGUUUGGCUCCUGAAGCACAGAAAAGUCUCAGGACUCACCAAGGACCAGCGGAUAUGAACGACUGACAUUCACACUUUCCAUCUCAUUUUUAACCCCAGACUCCGAUGGCUCUGAAGGACAGCCGGCUCACCUGGAGCUUCCUGCUGUGGUCUGUGACGUGGAUCUCGGCUCUGACUUUUACGCCACAUGAAGGGUCUUCGGUCAGUCCAGUAUUUUAUCGGACCACUCCAUCUCUGAACAGCUCUGAGGCCCCUACAAACAAUUACACAGGCCUGAGCUGCACGACGCUGCUUCCCCCUCGGCGAGGCUCUUUCUAUGUAGAGGAAGGCUCUGGGAUGUCCGUGGGCACAGUUUUGGUGUUCUGGUGCCUCGAGGCGUACCAGCUGGUGGGCAGCGAGAAGAUCACCUGUGUCCUGCGUAGCGACAGCGCUCAGUGGAGCAACUACCCACCCGACUGUGAGGCCAUUCCCAAACCAGAGGACCGCGGGCUGAGAGUGGCCGUACUGGCAUCGGUAGUGAGCAGCAUCAUCAUCCUCGCCAUGUCCGUGUCCUUCAUCAUCUGCUGUCUGCAGGAGCGCAUGAGCAAAGCGAGAGCAGAACAGACAGACAGAAGGGGAAGGACGAGAGACAAACACAAAUCAUCCUGGAGGAGUGAGUGCUGGCUGGAGAGAGAUGAAGGAGACUGGGAAUCUUUUCCUCCACCUAAAAUUUACAGUCUUUCCCAGCACCUUGACCCCCAUCUGACCCCUGAGAGCCCGGUCUAUAUGGGGGGACUGGCUGGUUAUGAUAACCGUGGGUAUCUGAGGAGUCAGGAAAACCUCCUGAAAGCUCCUCUUCCUGCUCUUUACCGUACAGAAAGUCAUAUGUACCCACAUGUGGUCCUGCAGAGGGUCCCCACACCCACAGUGCCGACUGCACCCAGCGCGCCCGUCUACCUCCACCUCUCCACCCCUCCACCCGCAGAAAGCCCCGGGGAACAGUCUGCUCUGCCGCCGUACCCCAGCGCCGCUCCACAGCGUCUGUGGCCAUAGAAACACACUUUUAUUCAGAACUUUUACAACUGUGGCCAUGGCGACGGAUUACGGCCCCUACGUGCAAACGGCUCCUGGGGUUCAGAAAACCAAGAGAAAUGAUAGACUCAAGCUAGAGCCACCUCGAUCACUACACACCGCUAGAUCUAGAUGUUAGACCAUGUGUGGGUCCAAAUGUAGUUACAUUUAAUAUGUUGCAUAUGUAAGGACAUUUCUGAAUGACUCUAAAGAGGCCCUCUGUGUAGUUUCUUGGAGAGAAAAGUGACAUUAGGAGAGGUGAGGACUCCAUCCUGGUACUGUGAUCCACUCCAGGUUUUAUUAUUGUCAGUUAGUACUUUUUAUCUGUGUGGUGAAGGUUCUGACUACUUGCACUCAUUAAAUGAAAAAAUGCAACAAUUUCAAGUCACA